AUGGCUACCCAAGAGACCCUGAUCAAGAAACAACGCAAGCGCAGUGAUUAUGGCUUCCACCAAGUACACCAGACCAGAUGGUUUGACAAUGACAUGUACGCGCACCUUAAUAAUGCAGUAUAUACGCACCUCUUCGAUACAAUUGCAAACACGUACCUUAUCAAAGAAUGCGGCGUGGACCCCUUCAGCGUAAACAACCCAACGCCCCCUCCGUCAGACCCCCAACCCGCCAAUCUCUCCUCUCCGUCAAACAUCGCAGCGGGCGCAGACCAGAUAGGCUUGAUUGUUUCCACGCACGCCGACUUCUUUGCCUCGGUGCGCUUUCCGGAUCUAUUGGAGGUUGGUUUGCGCGUGAACAGACUGAGCAAGUCGAGUGUUACGUGGGAAGUGGGAAUUUUUCGGGAGGGCGAGGAAGAUGUGAAGAUGGUUGGGAUCUAUACACACGUGUUUGUGCUGAGGGAGACAAUGCGUGUUGGGAAGACGGGGAUGGAGGAGAGGAUCAGGACGGGAUUGGAGAAACUACUUGUUAAGGAGAAGGCCAAGCUGUAG
Molecule: messenger RNA, 549 nt
Organism: Penicillium soppii
Lineage: Eukaryota; Fungi; Ascomycota; Eurotiomycetes; Eurotiales; Aspergillaceae
Product: acyl-CoA thioesterase
Exons: 2
Coding region: 1-549 (182 amino acids)
Cellular component (GO): mitochondrion
Molecular function (GO): fatty acyl-CoA hydrolase activity
Source: RefSeq, a predicted model, not a curated record